Homarus americanus (American lobster) is the source of this 1695-nucleotide messenger RNA. RefSeq names its product prolactin-releasing peptide receptor-like. Gene Ontology annotation, biological process: G protein-coupled receptor signaling pathway. Gene Ontology annotation, cellular component: plasma membrane; neuron projection. The transcript has 7 exons. The record is from RefSeq and is a predicted model, not a curated record. Bases 1 to 1572 code for a protein of 523 amino acids. Lineage: Eukaryota; Metazoa; Arthropoda; Malacostraca; Decapoda; Nephropidae. Gene Ontology annotation, molecular function: neuropeptide receptor activity; neuropeptide binding.
AUGCUGUACAUGUAUCACACUGGGCAGAUCAAGAUGUCAUGGAAGAUAAAAUACAGGGCUUCUGAGUUACAUUGUACAACCACUGGCCCACGUGUUAUAGCACCAACUAAUGUCAGAGAAACCAUUGAAGAACUAGAUGUACAGUUGUGCUCAGAGUGUAUCUAUAUGAACCAUUCUAACACCCUCCCCAUCACUCCCGCGGGCGUGCAGUGUAUGGCGUGGGCGUUUAGAGUGAACGCUGGCGCGGUAUACAAGCCAGGUGUUCUUAAGACGUGGUUCAAGGUGUUAAUCUCUUCUCUGGACUGUCUCCUGGUCGUCUUGGCUCUCCUCGGCAACACCGCCACCUUACUUAUCCUCAACCAUCUCAGGAAACAAAACAUUAGGCUGAGCUGUUUGCUGGGGUCACUGGUGAUGAGUGACCUCCUGACCGUCAUCAGUUUAGUGACCUUUGACCUUCCACACCUCUGGCACGACGACUUUGUGUGGGUCCUGGGGCGAGGCACAUGCAAGGUGGCAGCCUUCCUACAGGCCGUAGCUGUGCUGGUCAACAGUACGACGCUCAUCGCCAUCGCUGUUGACCGCUAUCUGACCAUCGUACUCGCUCACCGCCACACACCUUGGCCUGAGUGGCGCCUCUCUCACGCCAUAGCCUUCGUCAGCAUAGUGUUCCCCCUCUCCUGCGGUGUGAGUGCACCGUACGUGGUGUACUACGGACUGGGAGGGCCGUAUUUGGGUUACUCUAUGAACGGCAACCUGACGAUGACACUGACGUGCCCGGAUUACUUCUGCUGGAGCGAGGAGGCGUCGAUCCACCGCUACCAGGUGGCGCUGGUCUGCAUCACCUUCUUGCCUCUCCUCUUCACCUUCUGCGCCUGUUACACCAUCGUGAUCCACUUCCUACGCGGCCAACCCACUCUGAGUCACGGCCACACCAGGCAGCUCGCCAGGACCCACAAGGUGAUGGUGACAGUGACGGCCAUCAUGGUAAUAUUCGUAGUGUGUCGGCUCCCGGCGUGGGUGUUGCUGCUACUGCCCCAACCAACGGGCUCCCACCAAGCCUCCAGCCGCCUCGCCUUCAGCUACGCCCACUACAGUCUUCACACCCUUACCCUGUGUGCCCCCGCUUUCAACCCCUUCCUCUACUCCCUCGUCCACCAGUCCUGCCGUCACCACCUCCCAGCACCCUUGGCCUGGGCACUCCGAGGAAUCUCUACUCCUAACAAGCGUGUGGCACCACAGCGGGUGGCCGCCACAACACAGCCAUCAGGCACCACCCUCACUACCGCCCUGGACACCGCCCACACUCUACCUCGUCCCGUCCACCUCACCCUUAACGCUCAUCUGGCCACGCUGCAGGAGGAAGCUACCACGCAAUACGGGUUGAACUGUCCUGAUCUGACCUGGCUGGAUGGUCAAGACUCCCAGGGGGUCACGGUGGCGCAGAUCAGUUCCAACCUUCACGGACACCCAAACCCUCGCCUACCAACACUGACCGAGGAAGACGACCCACCCAGCCUGACCUCCCCUGUCUUGUGCUCUCUUAACACACAUAAGAGUGAAAAUCUCAUAUAGUUUACUUAUGCUUAUUAUAGUCUUUGGACGUCAAUGCAAAGUGGCAGUGUAUCCACCAAGAUCCAUAUAAAUAUUAGUCUUAUUGAAGAUUAUUUAUAGUCUUUUAUAUUGCAUCAAUGUUUG